Molecule: messenger RNA, 1054 nt
Organism: Gastrolobium bilobum
Lineage: Eukaryota; Viridiplantae; Streptophyta; Magnoliopsida; Fabales; Fabaceae
Product: probable NAD(P)H dehydrogenase (quinone) FQR1-like 1
Exons: 4
Coding region: 183-815 (210 amino acids)
Molecular function (GO): FMN binding; NAD(P)H dehydrogenase (quinone) activity
Source: RefSeq, a predicted model, not a curated record
ACUUGAUCCAUCUUAAUAAAACAAAUUUUCUUCCGAGCAUCUCUCAUUAAAACUAUUAUCAUAAGAUUAUAUUACAGAAGGAGUGCUAUUAUAAGAAUAGGUAACCCUGUCAACGUUUCAUUCACCAACGCCUUUUGAUUUCCACAGAGAAAAAGAAGAGCAGAGCUUUGCAAGUUACGACCAUGGCAACUAAAGUUUACAUUGUGUACUAUUCUAUGUACGGACAUGUUGAGAAGCUAGCUCAAGAGAUCCUAAAAGGGGCUGCUUCCGUGGAAGGAGUAGAAGCAAAACUCUGGCAGGUUUGUAUUAUAGUCUCUCUAGUACCUGAAAUAUUGCCUGAAGAGGUCCUUGGGAAGAUGGGAGCACCUCCAAAGACUGAUGUUCCAGUUAUUACACCCAAUGAGCUUCCUGAGGCUGAUGGUUUGUUGUUUGGUUUUCCCACAAGAUUUGGAAUGAUGGCUUCUCAAUUCAAAGCAUUUUUGGAUGCAACUGGAGGACUAUGGCGUACACAGGCACUUGCAGGAAAGCCUGCUGGCAUCUUUUACAGCACUGCCUCUCAGGGAGGUGGACAAGAGACUACCGCGUUGACAUCUAUUACUCAGCUUGUUCAUCAUGGAUUGAUUUUUGUCCCCAUUGGAUACACAUUUGGCGCUGGCAUGUUUGAGAUGGAGAAUGUUAAGGGUGGCUCCCCAUAUGGUGCAGGAACUUACGCUGGAGAUGGCACAAGACAACCUACUGAGUUAGAAUUGGCUCAAGCUUUCCAUCAGGGAAAGUACUUUGCAGGCAUUGCUAAGAAGCUCAAGGGAUCUCAGUGAUUUUUAUUCUCCAUACACAUCUAUUGCCAUAGCAUAUUGUGUUUCCAGUUACCAUAUUGUCAAACAGAAUAAGAUAUUAAUAUUUAAAAAAAAAAAAGAGUGAGAGAGAAUAAAUUAGUACUCUUUGUUGAAGACAAUUGUUUUUUCUUUUGGUGAGCUGUUGAAGACAAUUGUUGUCGCUUGUCAUAAUGCAUCUUCUUAUAGUGCUUAUUGUCAAUAACAAGAAUUUGGUAAUUGCU